This is a messenger RNA of Lemur catta (Ring-tailed lemur), 2623 nucleotides long. RefSeq names its product minichromosome maintenance complex component 7 (gene MCM7). Gene Ontology annotation, cellular component: MCM complex; nucleus. Gene Ontology annotation, molecular function: single-stranded DNA binding; ATP hydrolysis activity; ATP binding. The transcript has 15 exons. The record is from RefSeq and is a predicted model, not a curated record. NCBI's taxonomy places the organism in Eukaryota, Metazoa, Chordata, Mammalia, Primates, Lemuridae. Gene Ontology annotation, biological process: double-strand break repair via break-induced replication; DNA strand elongation involved in DNA replication; DNA replication initiation. Bases 149 to 2491 code for a protein of 780 amino acids.
GAUCCUCCUCCGCCCGCGCCAGCUCCGACCGCGGGAAACCCGGCGCCAGCCCCGCCUCGCCCGGCGAUUCCCUCCCGACACCCCCACCGCCUCUCGUCACUCAUCCCAGGCUCGCCUAGUGAUUGGCCGAGGCUGGGGCCUGUGGCGAAUGGGGAGAGCGAAGAGCCGUCCUCUCCGAUUGGUCCAAACGCAGUGGCGCCGGUCACGUGGAGGGCGACGUUUCGCGCCAAUUUCGGUUGGUCCGCCACAGUCCAGCGCGCGGACGUUCUCGGCUUCCCCGGGAGCUAAACUGCUGAGCGCGCCAACUGCUGCUGCACGGCCCUCGGCAGCGAUGGCGCUUAAGGAUUACGCGCUCGAGAAAGAAAAGGUUAAGAAGUUCUUACAAGAAUUUUACCAGGAUGAAGAAUUUGGGAAGAAGCAGUUCAAGUAUGGGAACCAGUUGGUUCACCUGGCUCAUCGGGAACAGGUGGCACUGUACGUGGACCUGGAUGACGUAGCCGAGGAUGACCCUGAGUUGGUGGACUCGAUCUGUGAGAAUGCCAAGCGCUAUGCAAGGCUCUUUGCUGAUGCUGUACAAGAGCUGCUCCCUCAAUACAAGGAGAGGGAGGUGGUAAAUAAGGAUGUCUUGGAUGUUUACAUUGAGCACCGGCUGAUGAUGGAGCAGCGGAGCAGGGACCCUGGGGCAGUGCGAAGCCCCCAGAACCAGUACCCUGCUGAGCUCAUGCGCAGAUUCGAGCUGUAUUUUCAAGGCCCCAGCAGCAACAAGCCUCGUGUUAUCCGGGAGGUACGGGCUGAUUCUGUAGGAAAAUUAGUAACUGUACGUGGAAUCGUCACUCGCGUCUCUGAAGUCAAACCCAGGAUGGUGGUGGCCACUUACACUUGUGACCAGUGUGGGGCAGAGACCUACCAGCCGAUCCAGUCUCCUACUUUCAUGCCUCUGAUCAUGUGCCCAAGCCAGGAGUGCCAAACCAACCGCUCAGGAGGGCGGCUGUAUCUGCAGACACGUGGCUCCAAAUUUAUCAAAUUCCAGGAGAUGAAGAUGCAAGAACAUAGUGACCAAGUGCCUGUGGGAAACAUCCCUCGCAGCAUCACAGUGCUGGUAGAAGGAGAGAACACGAGGAUCGCCCAGCCUGGAGACCAUGUCAGUGUCACUGGUAUCUUCUUGCCAGUCCUGCGCACCGGGUUCCGACAGGUGGUACAGGGUUUACUCUCAGAAACUUACCUGGAAGCCCAUCGGAUUGUGAAGAUGAAUAAGAGUGAUGACGAUGAGUUUGCGGCUGGAGAGCUGAGCAAGGAGGAGCUGAGGCAGAUUGCAGAGGAGGAUUUCUAUGAAAAGCUGGCAGCUUCUAUCGCCCCAGAGAUAUAUGGGCAUGAAGAUGUGAAGAAGGCACUGUUACUCCUGCUGGUGGGAGGUGUGGACCAGUCUCCUCGAGGCAUGAAAAUCAGGGGCAACAUCAACAUCUGCCUGAUGGGGGACCCUGGUGUGGCCAAGUCUCAGCUCCUGUCUUAUAUCGAUCGCCUGGCCCCUCGCAGCCAAUACACAACAGGACGUGGCUCCUCAGGAGUGGGGCUUACAGCAGCCGUGCUGAGAGACUCCGUGAGUGGAGAACUGACCUUAGAGGGCGGGGCCCUUGUGCUGGCUGACCAGGGCGUGUGCUGCAUCGAUGAGUUUGACAAGAUGGCUGAGGCUGACCGCACAGCCAUCCACGAGGUCAUGGAGCAGCAGACCAUCUCCAUCGCCAAGGCGGGCAUUCUCACCACACUCAACGCUCGCUGCUCCAUCCUGGCUGCUGCCAACCCUGCCUAUGGGCGCUAUAACCCCCGCCGCAGCCUGGAGCAGAACAUACAGCUUCCUGCUGCACUGCUUUCCCGAUUUGACCUCCUCUGGCUGAUCCAGGACCGGCCUGACCGAGACAAUGACCUACGGUUGGCCCAGCACAUCACCUAUGUGCACCAGCACAGUCGCCAGCCGCCUGCCCAGUUUGAACCUUUGGACAUGAAGCUCAUGAGACGUUACAUAGCCAUGUGCCGAGAGAAGCAGCCCACAGUGCCAGAGUCUCUGGCUGACUAUAUCACAGCAGCCUAUGUGGAGAUGAGGCGAGAAGCUUGGGCCAGUAAGGAUGCCACCUAUACUUCUGCCCGGACCCUGCUGGCCAUUCUGCGACUUUCAACUGCUCUGGCACGUCUGCGAAUGGUGGACACUGUGGAGAAGGAAGAUGUGAAUGAAGCAAUAAGGCUAAUGGAGAUGUCAAAGGACUCACUUUUAGGCGACAAGGGGCAAACAGCUAGGACCCAGAGACCAGCAGAUGUGAUAUUUGCCACUGUCCGUGAAUUGGUCUCAGAGGGCCGAAGCGUCCGAUUUUCUGAGGCAGAGCAACGCUGCAUAUCUCGUGGCUUCACACCUGCCCAGUUCCAGGCCGCUCUUGAUGAGUACGAGGAGUUAAAUGUCUGGCAGGUCAAUACUUCCAAGACACGGAUCACUUUUGUUUGAUCCAACCUGCUUGAGACACCGGGUCCACCCCUGCGUUGUGCUGAUCUGCCCCUUUUAAGGGUUUAAUGAUGCCUCUUGAGGGAAGGUGGAUCCUCUCUUUUGCUAAUAAAGUGUUUGUAUGUUGCCACAGUA